Messenger RNA from Brassicogethes aeneus, 438 nucleotides. The record is from the annotation of a GenBank genome assembly. NCBI's taxonomy places the organism in Eukaryota, Metazoa, Arthropoda, Insecta, Coleoptera, Nitidulidae.
AUGAGCACUACUCGUACGAAAUACAGUUAUUUGAGGAAUCUGGAUGAUUGUACGAAAUUAUCCUCAAAGGACUAUUUAUGCAAUGGUGUGACAAUACAAGACACCUCCGACAAACCAAUGUGUGAAGUAAAACUACGGACACAUUUUGUGGAUAAAAUUCCUCAAGAUUGUUCCACUAAAACAGUUAAAGCCCACUUAGAACUUUGGCACCCACUAUCGGAAAAUUCGUGGUUGUUUGUCCUUAGUUCUCCUGUUUCGGUUUCAAUUGGUUGCGACUCCAAGAACUCCUUACCCACGGAGGUAGAAGUAAAGAACAUCGGCGUAUUGACGCUCCAGGCCAAAUGCCGAUGUUAUUCGCCAACCAUGACGUUGAUCACCACUGCAAAUCUAACCAGAAAUUAUUCCAAUUUUGUUCCUUAUUGUACUUAUAAACCAUGA